Messenger RNA from Diutina rugosa, 915 nucleotides. It is a transcript of the gene SLC1, whose product is annotated as 1-acylglycerol-3-phosphate O-acyltransferase. The transcript has a single exon. NCBI's taxonomy places the organism in Eukaryota, Fungi, Ascomycota, Pichiomycetes, Serinales, Debaryomycetaceae. The record is from RefSeq and is a predicted model, not a curated record. Gene Ontology annotation, molecular function: 1-acylglycerol-3-phosphate O-acyltransferase activity. Gene Ontology annotation, biological process: phosphatidic acid biosynthetic process. Bases 1 to 915 code for a protein of 304 amino acids. Gene Ontology annotation, cellular component: membrane; endoplasmic reticulum.
AUGGUCCAACUAGUUGUCGUUGCCUCGGUUCUCGCCGGGAUUAUUGCCAUGACAAAUGUUUCCAAAUCAGCCAAAUUUUUUGUCAAAUCAGUUUUGUAUGGGCUCUCAAUUUCCGGAUGUGCGCUUUACGGCGUCAUUGCCCUGAUUUUCCUUCGUUUAAUUGGGAAGCCAGAAUAUGCUCAAUACACCACCGCUCGAGCAUUCUACUACGUGGUUUCAAUUCUUUUCCGUAUAAAGAUUAAGGUCAAGAAUGAAGAGUAUCUUCGUCAACACCCAGCUAUUUACAUUUCAAACCACCAAUCGGCAUUGGAUGUGUUCAUGUUGGGUCGCAUAUUUCAACCUGGGAUGUCAGUCACUGCUAAGUCGUCACUUAAGUUCGUACCUUUCCUUGGCUGGUUCAUGAUGCUUUCAGGCACAUUUUUUUUGAACCGUCAGAAGUCAGAGAAGGCUCGCAAGGUGUUGAGCUCAGCACUUGGACAACUUAAAACUCAAAAAAGAGGUUUAUUCGUUUUUCCCGAAGGUACUCGAUCGGGCUAUGAAACCUUAGAUAUGCUUCCAUUCAAAAAGGGUGCAUUCCAUCUUGCCAAGGAAGCAGGUAUUCCGAUAGUACCAAUUGUGGUUUCCAACACCACCCCCAUAUUUUGUCUGAAAACAAAAACCUUCAAUUCUGGAUUGAUCGAAAUCGAAGUGUUACCUCCUGUACCCACUUCCGAUGUUAAAUCUAAUGAUCAAGUCAAUGAAUUAUGCACUGGUGUCCGUGAAUCGAUGAUAAAGAAGUUGAAUUCCGACGUUGGGUAUUCUACGUCACCUUUGGGGGCUCCUAAGAGACCUGCUGAGUAUGCAGCUGAGGGCAUGACUGGAACAGUAAGUCAUGAUACAAUCUCGGAACAAACUCCCUUAAUUAACAAAGGUUAA